Cicer arietinum (chickpea) is the source of this 1516-nucleotide messenger RNA. RefSeq names its product probable protein phosphatase 2C 25. The record is from RefSeq and is a predicted model, not a curated record. NCBI's taxonomy places the organism in Eukaryota, Viridiplantae, Streptophyta, Magnoliopsida, Fabales, Fabaceae. Gene Ontology annotation, molecular function: protein serine/threonine phosphatase activity; cation binding. Gene Ontology annotation, biological process: protein dephosphorylation.
CAACGGUACAAAAACAUAAAACACAAACACAAACAAGACCAAUUCAACGUUAAAUUAUUGACUCAAAACAAAACAACAACAAAAAAGACAUAAAGAAGAAUCGAAUAAAAAAAUGUCUUGCUCCGUCGCAGUUUCGAAUUCGCCGGUGUUUUCUCCGUCAUCGUCUCUCUUCUGUUCAAAAUCAUCAAUCAUAUCUACUUCUUCAGAAACUCUAACUUUGUCUCUCUCUCAUCUUAAACCGAGUAACUCUUCAACCACGUCUUCUUCACCUUCUUCUCCUUCUCCCUCUUCUCCGUUUUGUCUUAGGUUACCGAAAUUACCCUCGACGGUUUUCGCAUCCUCUGCUUCUGCUUCCAACUCUACGUCUCCGAACGGUACCGUUUUGAAGAGGAAGCGACCGACGAGGCUUGAUAUACCUGUGUGUGUUUCUUCUGUUGGGUUUGGAGUUCCGGCGACGCCUUCUGCGGUGGCGCGUGAUGUUGUGGAGAAUGAAGAAGAUGGUUAUUCUAUUUAUUGUAAGAGAGGGAGGAGGGAGUAUAUGGAGGAUCGUUAUACUGCUGGGGAUAAUCUACGCGGAGAAUCCAAAUUGGCUUUUUUCGGCGUAUUUGAUGGGCAUGGAGGUGCAAAAGCUGCUGAAUUUGCAGCAUGUAACUUAGAAAAGAAUGUCUUGGAUGAGGUUAUCAUGAGCGACGAAGAUGAUGUUGAGGAGGCAGUGAAGCGCGGUUACCUCAACACUGAUUCUGAGUUCAUGAAAGAAGAUCUCCAUGGUGGCUCUUGCUGUGUAACAGCAUUGAUUAGGAAUGGUAACUUAGUUGUGUCCAAUGCUGGUGAUUGCCGUGCUGUCAUUAGUCGAGGAGGAGUUGCGGAGGCCCUAACAUCUGAUCACCGACCUUCGAGGGAAGAUGAAAGGGACAGAAUUGAGACACUGGGUGGUUAUGUUGAUUUAUGUCGCGGUGUUUGGAGGAUUCAGGGAUCUCUUGCUGUAUCUAGAGCAAUAGGAGAUCGACACCUUAAACAAUGGGUGACAGCAGAGCCCGAGACUAAAGUUAUCAGAAUUGAACCUGAACAUGACUUGUUAAUAUUAGCUUCAGAUGGAUUAUGGGAUAAGGUUAGUAAUCAGGAAGCAGUAGACAUUGCUCGUCAAUUUUGCGUAGGAAACAACAAACAACAACCAUUGCUAGCAUGUAAAAAGCUUGCAGAAUUAUCUGUUUCAAGAGGCUCUUUGGAUGAUACAAGUGUUAUGCUAAUCAAAUUGAAACACUAUACUUAAAAAGUUUCAUUAGUAGAAGAGAAGAGAAGAAGGUGACAACUGAUGAUCAUAGAGAGUAGAUUAUUCUUUUCUGUAUAUAUUAAUUAUUAAUUUUAUCUGACUACAUUUAUUGGUAAUUUUUUUGUACCCGUAGAUGGGGAGUAGAGAUGAUUUAACAUGGCAAUAUUUAGCAAAUUUUUUACUAGGAUAUUUAUGUAACUUCAUAGAUUAUUAUUUUGAUAAUAAUUCAUUUAUUUAUUUUUUAUA